AUACUAUUCACAUUUAGAGCUGGUUUGACGAAUGCUUUUCACAUCGCAACUUACCUGCUGGACUGUUUCAGUUGUGUGUGUGGUCUUCAGCUGGCACUCGGUUAGCUACAGUUUUCGACUGCCGAAGGAUCUUCAUCGGAGGGUCCUGUAAACGCUCGCGGAGAACCUUUGUUCCAUCUGGUCAGCUUGGAAGUAGGACUCUUCCUAUUGACUUAGUGGUUUGUUUUGGCCGUAACCGUGUAAUCUGGAACCAAAAACGUGCAAGGACUGCGGACGUUAGGAGCCCUGCUACUCAAAAAAUUCAUGACGCGUUGAAUUCGUCAGGCAUCUCGGAUGUCUUGAGAGUGACCGGCUUGAAAUCUUCUUGCCCGCGGAGGAUCGUCUGCCUCUGACUUACUGGCAGGUUCUAACGCCUCCCUGGGGCUUAGAAAGGAAAGUCCCUAUCAAAGCGCAAACGGGGCACAGGCUUGUCCACGACCAUGAACGCCUUCCAGUCGCCAAGCUUGGACAUCACCAUCAGCCGGGGUGAUGUCGUGAAGGAAGGGUGGCUAUGCAAGCAGUCAAAGUUUCUGAAGGACUGGAGACGACGCUGGUUCGUUUUGACUCCCUACUGCUUGUGCAGCUUCAAAACGUCGGACAUCUACCAUUCCAAGCCAACUGAGAUCCUCUUUCUAAGGGACUGCAGCACUGUCAAGAGCGCUGACGAGGACAUCCAGAAAGAGAACGCAUUCCGGGUCGAUACUCCUAAUCGUGUGUUUUUCCUGAUAGCUGACAACAACCAAGAAAAGGAAUCGUGGAUUGGUCACAUCGGAAGGCAGAUGGUGCGCCCGUCAGUCAUGGUUAAUGACUCUUACGGCCAGGACAGUGACUAAGAGAUUCAGGGACCGUGGGCUGGCAACGCUAAAUGCCUUCCCCGUCUAAGGUGCACUGCUUCGUCGGUCGACUCCCCCAUGUGCUGACAAAGCCAGAAAUUAGAGAAUCUCUAUCCCAGAUGAAGGCGCAUGGCGUGUUACGUUCCCAGCAGACAUGCUGAGUCAGAAGCACGAUCGGAGGGCGUGAUCUGCAUGCACCGCUGGUUUUAUUAAAGUGAACGACCACGCUGGUUGAACGAUCAGCGAAUUCCUACUGAGUCCGGACCCUUUUUCGUCUUUUCUACUUUUGUCCAGCUCCAGUCUGGUACCUAGAUGUUGCUGCCAGGCACUGCUCCAUCGUUGUGUUGGUGUCCCACACGCAAGAUCACCUUGGAACGCCCAAUCUCGUCUCCUGCAUCUGCUGCGUUCUUGAAUGGUAGAGGUUAUUUCGGCACUCUUUGACUGGGUCGCGCAGGCGAA
Molecule: messenger RNA, 1331 nt
Organism: Toxoplasma gondii ME49
Lineage: Eukaryota; Apicomplexa; Conoidasida; Eucoccidiorida; Sarcocystidae
Product: AtPH1 family protein
Exons: 2
Coding region: 480-872 (130 amino acids)
Source: RefSeq, a predicted model, not a curated record